AUGGCAUCGCUGAGUGCCGACCUUUUCUACGACAUACUCAAGCGUCUCGAUGCUGCAGCUCUGGCAAGAGCAGGCUGUGCCUGCGCUGAUUUCCGUGCCAUAUCAAAUGAAGAGGAUCUGUGGGAAAAUGCUUGCACAUCUCUGUGGCCAUCAACGAGACGAGAUGAUGUCAGGAGCUUAAUUGUUUCCGUUGGUGGAUUCAGGAAGUUUUAUGCAGAUUGUUUCACCCUUAUAUUGAACAAGGAUGUCCCUGUGGUUCAAACUAAUGAAAGUAAUUUCUUUGCCGAAGAAUGGGCCGAGUCUGACUGCUACUACUACGAUGACAUGGAUGAGCUUGAAAACUCAUUGCCUUCAGACUUCAUAUCUCUGAUUGAUGUAUGGUACAAAGACCGUGCACUCUACUCAAAGGUCAUAUGGGGAAUCCCCAACUCAGACAGUGCCAAUGGAUGGUUCUAUAACUACCCGUUCCGGAUAGACUUGUUUCAACACUCAGCUGAAAACAAUGAGAACAAUAAUGGAGAGGUAUCCCUAUCCACCAUCAAUGACUUACCAUCGGUGCCCUCGAUGGAGCAAGAAAGGAAAGACGGGAAGCUAUGGAGGGAACUGAAUGAUGGCAUAAAGUUGAGCUGGAUCAUUGUCAACCGAAAGAUGAAGCGAGCAGUGAACCUGACAAGUUGGCACCCGCUGAGUGGGCAGAGGCACUGGCCAACGGAUACUGAUUUCGUUCUACGGUUUGGGUCUGUCCUUCCGGCAAAGGAGGUCCUGCCCUGCCAGGUAGCAGAAUGCAUUCUGUUGAUGAAAUUCCGUGUGACAAGCAUGGGCAGCGAGGAGGCUGGGGAACCUUCAACACUUGCGCUGACGGAACUGAGUAUGCAGAUGGAAGACAUGGGCGGUGUUCAUCUCAACGGGCGCUGCAGCCUCCUCCUUCUCAAGGAGGCGCUGAGCUGCCACCGGAGCAGGAACUAUGACGAGGUGCUGGAGUCCUGCAAUUUGUAUCUGAAGGCACAGAGUGAGCUGAAAGAAGAGAAGAUACGCAGUGAGUGCCGGUUCGACACACUCUGUAUUUUCAGUGGCAUUACAAUAUUUGCUGCUAUCUGCACCAUGUGCUAUAGAAAGUUUUAG
Miscanthus lutarioriparius is the source of this 1122-nucleotide messenger RNA. The record is from the annotation of a GenBank genome assembly. Lineage: Eukaryota; Viridiplantae; Streptophyta; Magnoliopsida; Poales; Poaceae.